AAAUCAUUCAAAAUCAAGCGUUUUAAUUAAUUACUACACAAAGCAAAAAGUACUUUAAUUUCUCCAAAUUGAAACCCAAAAGAAUAUAAACAACAUGGCUAAGUCAAUCAUGAGCUGCUUAAUUGUUGUUACUCUUUUAGCACUUACAACUCCAUUGUGCUGGUCUCAUUAUAGUACGGGAUACCGCAAUUAUGAUCUGUCCCCGCAGUUCUACGACUACUCCUGUCCACAAGUGCAGCAGAUAGUCAGGUCUGUUGUUGCUAAAGCGGUUGCCAGGGAGACGAGAAUGGCUGCUUCUUUGCUUAGGCUCCAUUUCCAUGACUGCUUUGUUCAGGGAUGUGAUGCCUCGUUGCUACUUGAUAGCAGUGGAAACAUAGUAUCAGAGAAAGGGUCGAUCCCAAACUUUAAAUCAGCAAGAGGGUAUGAAGUGAUUGAUGAGAUAAAGGUUGCUGUGGAGAAAGCAUGCCCACGUACAGUUUCUUGUUCUGAUAUCUUGGCUUUAGCUGCCAGAGAUUCAACUGUCAUUGCUGGUGGACCUGACUGGGAAGUACCCUUGGGUAGGAGAGAUUCUACAGGAGCAAGUAUAAGUGGGUCUAACAACGACAUUCCAGCUCCUAACAACACAUUUCAGACUAUUCUUUCUAGGUUUAAUAGUAAAGGACUUGACCUUGUUGACCUUGUUGCGCUCUCAGGUGCUCACACAAUAGGUGAUGCAAGGUGUGUAAGCUUCAGGCAAAGACUAUAUAAUGAGAAUGGAAAUGGGCAACCUGAUUCUACACUUGACCAAACAUAUGCUAAGCGGUUGCGCCAGCAGUGUCCUCAGAUGGGUGGUGAUGAUAACUUAUUCUUCUUAGACUACGCAAACCCUAUUACUUUUGAUAAUCUUUACUAUAAAAACAUCUUGUCUUACAAGGGAUUGUUGAGUUCUGAUCAAAUUUUGCUAACCAAGAAUCAAGCAUCAAUGACACUUGUUAAGAAAUAUGCUGAGAAUAUGCAGCUUUUCUUUGAUCAUUUUGCCAAUUCCAUGGUUAAGAUGGGUAAUAUCUCUCCAUUGACUGGGACUCAGGGUCAGAUUAGGCAGAACUGCAGAAGGAUCAACUCUUAUUAUUAAGUUUGAAAAUUAAAUAUCAUUCUUUUUCCUAAUUUUUAUCUUUUCACUAAAUUUGAACAUUUUAAUUUUUAUUUGUUGUAUCGAAUUUAAUGUUUUGGUUAUAAUUUUAAUUGAAGUGUUAGUUAAUACUUACUACUUACAUUUGUAUUUACAUUUAAUUUGUAUCCACUUAUAUCUCUCUUAUUUAGCAUUA
Amaranthus tricolor (Joseph's coat) is the source of this 1304-nucleotide messenger RNA. Its product is annotated as peroxidase 72-like. The transcript is spliced from 4 exons. Gene Ontology annotation, molecular function: heme binding; peroxidase activity. Lineage: Eukaryota; Viridiplantae; Streptophyta; Magnoliopsida; Caryophyllales; Amaranthaceae. Gene Ontology annotation, biological process: hydrogen peroxide catabolic process; response to oxidative stress. The coding region runs from base 95 to 1111 and encodes 338 amino acids. The record is from RefSeq and is a predicted model, not a curated record.